This is a messenger RNA of Anopheles nili, 3369 nucleotides long. RefSeq lists its product as uncharacterized. Bases 1 to 3369 code for a protein of 1122 amino acids. NCBI's taxonomy places the organism in Eukaryota, Metazoa, Arthropoda, Insecta, Diptera, Culicidae. The transcript is spliced from 8 exons. The record is from RefSeq and is a predicted model, not a curated record.
AUGCAACUCCAAGCGCUGGGAUAUGACACAUUCUGGUUGUAUUCGAUUUCGGCCGUCAUCAUGGUUAGCAUGAUCACCAGCAUUCUUUCGUGCCUGUGCUGUCGGCGCAAACAAGAGAUCAAAAAUGAUCUUCUUGGUCUAGAAGGUAUGGUAAAGCUCACAAAUCCAGAGGACACUAUAGUGGCCUCAGGUUCAACCGGUGCAAUCAAUGCAUCAGUCGGCACAGCGAACGGUGCACCCGUAACAGCAUCUACAAACACUUCGAAUCUACGACCGGCCAGUGUCGGCGGAGGUUUUGGUUCUGAUACCGAAAGCAGCAGUAAAAGAACUUCUAAUGCACCCCAUCGGAGCCUACCUGAUAUACCAAUAGCGGAACCCACCGGAGAUAACAAUUCUGAACUGUAUGCAACUGUCGGAGAUAAAGUGCAAGAUUUACCACAGGGACGAAGCCCAUCUACGAGUUUGAAGAAACAAACGAGCGUCUCGCAGCACAGCUCCAUAAGUCAGGCGGACGAUAUUAGUUCUCCCUACGCCCGGGUACGAUCACCACCGCAUGCAUAUGAUAAAUUGAGACGCAUGGAACAUCCGUAUGCGCAAGUGUCUCAACCGGGCACAGGUGUCGGUGGGGCAGGCUUCGAUGGAGGCAUCGGUGGUCCAUCUGGAAUGUCUAACCGCUCAAAGCCGCGGGAUGGCGAUGAGGACGAUGACGAAGAUGACGAUGACGACGAGUUAAUGAGUCCCAUUUCGCGACGGGAAUCCGCCCAAAAUCUAGAAGAUCGCGAAACAUCUACUGUGGACAUUCCGGCUGCGUCUGCGAUUGCCGGACGAGUUUCUGCUAGUCAAGAUCUACCCUACAUGACUCCACCAAUCGUUCAACCAUCGACGCAACAUUUUAGUGGAGACUCUCAAGAUUCUUCCAAGGGUUAUACGAGCAUAAGCGUACGGGAACCGCUGGCAAAUCUUAUGCCACAGAACCUUCCGAAUCAAGCAACAGCGAAACGAAGACAGAUAUUGGGCGAUUCACACUAUGCCACCGUUUCGGACGAUUCCGACGAGAUGUAUGCCGCAAUCGAUGAUCCGGACAAUCAGGCCGACCUCUACACCAGCGGAUCGGAAACAUAUGCUCAAAUUCAACCGCCAAAUGCAAUGACGGUGUCGGUGGAAAUAAACACCGGCGCAUCGAGCCGACCACAACCGCCAGCUAUGGCAGCGAAAGAUACAUCUGACGCGGGUGGUGUAUCUGCGGUGGGAAUGAGCAAUGCGAGUGCUAAACUUGCUAUUUCCGGUGCAAAUCGCUUAAGCAAUCACAGCCAGAUGGCAGUGUCAGGCGAUGAGCAUUCAUCACACACAGGUUUCCCGUCGCACCUGGCCCCGUCGAAUGUUGUGAGUGAGGGAGGGUUGCGAGCACAACAAUUCGUGCAACACUCACGCCAAGCAUCUUCCUCGAGUUGCACCAGUUCGGUAGGCAACCUGGGCUCACCAAAACCCGAGAAACGACAAGCCAACAGCCCGCUACCUCCAACACCAAAGACGUUGAAACACCAGGCUAAUAGUUUCUUCAAUACAUCGAACCAAUCGGUGCUCGGAUCUAGUAGCGCAGCAUCGUCCAGUCCUGCGACGGUUACUUCCGGCCGUAAUUCGGUCGCUUCUGUUAUCGAGUAUACCGCCAGUCUGCCAACGUCGAAUAGAGACAACAUCGGAAUUAAGCCCACGGGUGAGAACGACAACACAAUGCUGCCAAAUGGUUCUACCGUGGGAAACAAGCAAAAGAAAAGUCCUUCCAAAGAUCUUGAAGGCAUGUACGCAAAGGUUAUGAAAAAGAACAAACUUUCUAAGGUUCCGUCACAAAAUUCUUCACCCGUUCCGUUGCGCAAGGAUGGCCCUUUGGAUGAGCAACAAUAUAAGCAGCAAUUCUUGUCCGACUCCGAUAUGUCGCAGUUCAAUAGUAGUGGAUCAUUGCACAGUGGAUCGCCGAAUAGAAAAUUGGUAGGAGCGCAACGGAACAGUACUGAUGUAUGCCAAAACAAGGAUCCGGGUUAUGAAACUAUCCCGGGCGAGAGCAGGAAGAUCGGUGUUGAGUCGGUUCGGAAAUCUGCCGAUUACGCACAGAUUCAAAAAAUGCAGCGAAAUGCCGCGGCUGCUGGUAGUAUUGUGGUAGCGAGUGCACUGUUACCUGGUAUUGAUGGCAGCCCAUUGAGCACGGUUGUAGCACAAGCGGAAACCGAGCCGGGAUAUGAAAGUUUGCCAGACACACGUGGCAGCAUCAACGAUCCAGGAUAUGAAACACUGAAUCGCGUAUCACAUCGCACCGAAUCGGAUUCAGACCCAAACUAUGAAAUUCUACGGCCGACCGGUGGAAAGCCCUCGUCUUCGGGCGUCGGGACGCCGGGGAACAAAAAGCAGCAGCCCGCAAGUGGAGACGACGCUAACCGUGAUAGUGACGGAUAUAGUAGCAUAAGGGAACCGGGACGAACUUUCGCACAGACAAUGAAAAAUAGUGCAAGAAGUCGGUUGGAUUUUGGAGAUGACGACACAGACGGUAGCACACCUGGGUACAGUAGCAUAAAAGAGAAGGACGAUUACGAUCCCGGGUACAGUGUGAUUUCGGAGCGAAAGAAACCACCGCUAGGGCACGAUUACGCCAGCAUUACUGAGGACGUGAAAAAACGAAAACCGAACAUUAACAAUAAUCUCGAACCCGACGAAGAGUCCGAUAUAUAUUCCAGUAUACCCCAUACCUCAUCCGGUACGCUGACACUUCCUUCCCCGUCCGCAAAUGCAAUGGGAGAAUCCAGCUUGGGAGCGAGCCCAACGGGGUUAGACAUAACAGUUGAAAGUUGCCCUAACUUUGUCACCACACCUGAACGAUUGGGUGGCGCGGUAGGCAUGGGCACCGUUACUUCGUCUCCAGGAUAUUCGAGCAUAUCGGAUACACGAACAACACCUUCCUCAACCGAUGGGGACGGUGAUGGAAGUACAAGUUCCCCUGAUCCGCUGAUCGAUUACAGCAAGCACAAUAACAAUACCAACACCACCGCUACGACGAACAACAGUCUCAGUAGAAUAUCGAGUAACUAUGAGUCGCUCACUGGCAGUGAGUCGGAUCCCAAUUAUGAAUCAGUAAAAUAUCUCAACGUGAAAGAAAAUCCUUAUGAAAGGCUGCAUAACGAAGCUGCCGUUGUCGGUAGCGGUGAAAGCGUACAUAAAUCGGUCACGAACGAUUCGCUAACGACAGACUCAGACACGGCUACACCCACUCCGGCCGCACAGGUGCCGAUGGCGGCUAUCGCUUCGAACGUUCGAAAAGGAACGGCAACACCAGACAGCGAUGGUGCUGCAACGGCUGUAAGUGAUUAUUUUCAGGUUUAA